AAAUAUGGCUUCUCAUUUCAGUGGUGUCCUACAGCUAACAGAUCUCGAUGAUUUUAUCACUCCUUCUCAGGAAUGUGUAAAACCAGUCAAAGUAGAGAAGAAACAAGGUAAAUCUGUGGCCAAAAUACAGAUAGAAGAUGAUGGCAGCUAUGUACAAGUCAACCAGGAUGGUGGAAAACAGAGGCUGGAGAGGGCAAAGAUAACACUGAAUGACUGCUUGGCUUGCAGCGGCUGCAUCACCUCGGCUGAGAGCGUCCUCAUCACGCAGCAGAGUCACGAGGAGCUUUUAAAAGUGCUGCGUAACAACAAGGUCAACGAGAGAGAAAAGAAGACUGUAGUUGUGGCAGUAUCACCACAGUCCAGAGCCUCUCUGGCAGCUCAUUAUAACCUGAGCAGCAGUGAGGCUGGCAGGAGGCUCACCACAUUCCUCAAAGGCCUGGGUGUUCAUCAUGUGUUUGACACCAGCUUCAGUCGGACCUUCAGUCUGCUGGAGAGUCAGAAAGAGUUUGUGGAGCGUUUCCGUCGACGGGAACGGGACAGCAAAGCUCUGCCCAUGCUGACAUCUGCCUGUCCAGGAUGGAUCUGCUAUGCUGAGAAGACCCACGGGGACCAUAUUAUUCCGUACAUCAGCACCACUCGCUCCCCGCAGCAGAUCAUGGGUUCUCUGGUUAAAGGCUAUUUUGCAGAACAACAGGGUCUAAGUCCACAACAAAUCUACCAUGUGGCUGUGAUGCCUUGCUUUGACAAAAAACUCGAAGCUUCGCGUUCCGACUUCUACAUGAGCGAAGCCGAGACCCGCGAGGUGGAUUGCGUCAUCACUUCAGGAGAGGUUCAGAAAAUGCUGGAGGAGGAACACGUGUCUCUUGCUGAUGUGAAGCCCGCGGCCCUGGAUACUCUGUUCAGCAGCGUGUGUGGGGAUGAGUUCCUGAGCCAUGCUGGAAGUGGCUCCGGGGGCUACCUCCAUCAUGUGUUCACCUUUGCUGCCAAGCAGCUGUUUGGAGAGGAGUUGAAAGAGCUCACCUACAAAACGCUCAGGAACAAAGACUUCCAGGAGGUGAGACUGGAGAAAGACGGUGAGGUCCUCCUGUGUUUUGCCUCGACGUAUGGCUUCCGCAACAUUCAGAACCUCGUGCAGAAACUCAAGAGGGGGAAGUCGCCUUAUCACUUUGUGGAAGUUAUGGCCUGUCCAUCAGGCUGUUUAAAUGGAGGUGGGCAGGUGAAGCCUCCAGCUGCUCAGAACCAAAAAGAGCUUCUUCUGAAAGUUGAGGAGCUCUACAAGGCGGAGCGUCCUCAGCUGCCAGAAAACGACCCUCGUGUGUCCGAGUUGUACCAGAGCUGGUUGGACGGUUUGGGUCAGGAGCGAGCCAAAGAGCUGCUGCACACGCAGUACCACGCUGUGGAGAAAAUGACUAACGGGCUCACCAUGAAGUGGUGAUUGGCGUCUUUGUUCUGCAGAGACGCCCGAUAAUCGUGGACAUCUGUCUCAAAGUGUGGACGUAUUUAAUGUUAAAUCACUUUUUUCCUGUUUGUGUGAUCAAAUGGAAAUCCGAAUCCUUUUGGCUCAUAAAUUAUGUUCAUAUGUGUUUUGAACUCCUCAUUGUCUUUAUAAUUACUAAAUAAUUCACUUUUCUCUGACAAGUAACUUUGUUAGCUGACCUAAUGCAUAUAAUUUUUUAAUAACUGUAUAGAAAUACU
This is a messenger RNA of Nematolebias whitei (Rio pearlfish), 1695 nucleotides long. It is a transcript of the gene ciao3, whose product is annotated as nuclear prelamin A recognition factor-like. Gene Ontology annotation, cellular component: cytosolic [4Fe-4S] assembly targeting complex. The record is from RefSeq and is a predicted model, not a curated record. NCBI's taxonomy places the organism in Eukaryota, Metazoa, Chordata, Actinopteri, Cyprinodontiformes, Rivulidae. Gene Ontology annotation, molecular function: 4 iron, 4 sulfur cluster binding. The transcript has 11 exons. Gene Ontology annotation, biological process: iron-sulfur cluster assembly. The coding region runs from base 5 to 1435 and encodes 476 amino acids.